AUGCACAUCGACAGCAAUUACGCGGGGCGCUGCACGCUGUGGACGCGGAACGCUGCGCGUUGUGACUCGGCUCCGCGUCCUGUUUUGUGUGGGCGCGGGCCCGGGACAUCUGUAGCCGCCAGCGCGCUGAGAUCAAGGCGCAGCGCCUGCCGAUUGCCCGCCUGGCCUCUGAGAAGCUAGACGCCG
This is a messenger RNA of Amoebophrya sp. A120, 186 nucleotides long. The record is from the annotation of a GenBank genome assembly. Lineage: Eukaryota; Dinophyceae; Syndiniales; Amoebophryaceae.